ACAAAGAUGCACGAGCAGAAUCUUCACUCCCCCCCCACACACACCCUCCUCACCAGUGUGUCGUCAGCCAGCAGACUAUCGGAGCACUGUCCUCUCGAGCCCACAUUUGGCCAGCACUCGUCUUGCGGCAUUCACAGCAACGGCGUAGCGCUCGAUGUCUGUGUUGCCGUCUGUCGGCGCCUCGGUCGUGUAGAGGCGGAUGCGGCCAUAGCCUAUCGCCCGGUAGGCAGCAAUGGUGUCGUCGGCUGCGGUGCCCUUGAGGAUGAUAAAUCGUCGGCGCCCGUCAUCUAACGGGACGAAUGUAUGCUCAGCCAUGUAAUCGAUGGUCUUGAAGCCAUCGAUGGUCGGUGCCGUGAGCAGGGACCGAUAGCGAGUGUCACCAGGACCGACAUAAGUAUCAGUCACCAGCUUCUUCUCCACCCCCUCUUGGUCGUACCACCGCUUCAGGACCGUCUCCUCGAUGAAGGCCGUGAAUAAUGGGUAGAGGCACUCCCCACAGCGGAUGACGGGAUCGCUCUCGUCGUAUGUGCUGCGGUAGGGAUGGUUGGGGGGCAGAUCGGACAGGGGGACGGUCGUGAAGUACUGAGUGCCGAUCCUAUAGCGCUGCCUCGCCACGCCACUACCAUGACCAUCACCCUGCUGCCCUCCUGACCCAUCGCCCCCUGCCCCCUCCUGCUCCUGCUGACCCGCGGCAUCGUUGUCUCCUUCGUCCUGCUCGCUCCCAUCGCCCAUGGCAUCGUCGCCGAUAUCACUGUCACUGUCACUGUCGCUGUCACUGUCACUGUCACUGUCGCCAUCCUCCUCCAUCUCCUCCUCCACCCGAUCCAAUGCCAGGCUGGUCCCUUUGUGGUUGAGCAAGUGGCCGAAUGUCUUGUAGACGGCCACGGUGAGGGGCAGCUCAUCGAAGGCCAUCUUGCUGCCCAGCUGCUCGGCCAUCCUGUCUGCUGACAGCCGCAGGGGCAGUGCCUCGAUGAGCUUGUGAUUGUGCGCCAGGUGGAUGAAGUCGGUCAUCUGCCGCCACACCGCCCCGCCUCGCUCGAGUGCAUAGGCGGACGCCGACAGAUAGCGAAACCGCCGGAUGCGGUCCGCUGGCGUGGCGGCAUCGCUGGUCGGCUGUGGGUGUGUCGGGGGGCCACCGGGGAGGUCGGUGUCUGCUGCCGUGGGUGUGGGUGUGGGUGUGGCUGUGGCUGUGGGUGGGGUAGGACGCUCGACAUCGAUGAGUCCGGUGAGUGAGUGUUUCUUGAGGUCCUGGUCGAUGCGCUUGAGCAUGAAGGCCUCAUCGACGAGCUGGCUGCCGUGUGUCUUGCUGGUCGGGCGGGCCGAGCAGACGGCCUCACACACAGACAGCAUCGGGUAGAUGUCCCCACGCCACACGUCGGCCGACAGGUCGUCGCCCAAGUGUCUGGGUGGCGGCGGCUUAGCCCAGCCGAUCGGCCGGCAGGUGCCCUUGACGCCGUCAGCAAUCUCACGCAGACCUUCGGCAGCCGACGAGAGAGCCGACAACACGCCAGGCCACUUCUGGGCGAGAAAUGGCGUCUGCAGGACAGACACAGACACAGACACACAGUGGGAGAGUGUGCUGAUGGCCUCAUUGUGUGUUUGUGUGUGGUUGACUUGGGCUGCGACUGUCGUGUUGAAGAGCUCCUGCACAUCGGCAGCCUCGCGAGUGGCCUGACAGACACGCAAACAGCCGACGGCAACACAGACAGUGAGAGCCCACUGGACGGAUGGCGUCACGACACUGUGAACGUGUGGGUACCUGUUCUAUGUGUGAGUGAAGUGACGCGAUGCGCUCCUCCAGUCGAGCCAUACCCUCAGCGAUGGACUGAAACACAACAGACAGACAGACAGACAGAGUGAUGUGACCACGAGUGCUCUUCUGUCAGUCAGUUGCCUCACCGAUUUGCUGUCAGAUGCGGUCAUUUCCUCUCCUCCCUGUGUGCGGGGCCGUUUGGGCGGCGCGCCGCCCUCGUCACUCAUCGACAUGACUGCAGCAAACACACACAGGCACACCGAACCGGAGCAGCAUACACCUUGAGUGGAUGCGGCCAUUGUCGUGCUCACCUUAGGUUUCUCGUCGAGUCACGUCGGUAACGCGGCUCUGUCUGUCGGUCGGCCUGAAUGCGCCAAACAGACAGAGAGCUAUGAGCGAUUCUUUCGCACCUGCCGUCCUUCCCAGUAAAACACGGAAAGGCCGGCGACUCUGCCACGAGUGAAAGCUGCGGUCG
This is a messenger RNA of Vitrella brassicaformis, 2228 nucleotides long. Lineage: Eukaryota; Vitrellaceae. The record is from the annotation of a GenBank genome assembly.